GCAGCUCUCCUUCGGCCUUCCUCCCUCGCCCCGCCCAAUCUUCCGCUCGCGGACUCCGGGGAGUGACGCACUUCCGGUAGUGCCGCCUAGUGUGCGGCGUUCCCAGAGUGAGAGACAGGACGAGAUGGAGGCGCAGUGGUCGGGUGGUGUGGCUGAGGCUACGUCUACAGCCUCGGGCUCGAAGACGGCGAACAAAGUUCCCAAAGAGCUUCUGUCGCUGGACCCGAAGCUGCAGACCGAGUUUCAGAAGCGGGUGGCAAAUGUCCGCAAGCGCGGAGCUAAUAAGCCAGAGAAACUGACUCCUGGAGUGGUAUAUUUGGGUCACCUUCCCAGAGGCCUUUAUGAACCUCAACUCAAGGAAUACUUCACUCAAUUUGGAACUGUCAAAAGACUUAGGCUCUCCCGAAGUAAAAAGACUGGAAAUAGUAAGGGCUAUGGAUUUCUGGAGUUUGAAUCUGAUGAUGUUGCUAAGAUUGUUGCUGAUACAAUGAACAACUACCUUUUUUGUGAAAGGCUAUUGAAGUGUCAUUUUGUGCCACCUGAAAAAGUACAUGAAGAACUUUUCAAAGGUUGUGACAUUCCAUUUUCAAAGCCCUCUCAUCCAGCAGUAAAACGCUAUAACAAGGAACGGACAUAUGAAGAAAAGAUAAGAAUGGAGAAGCGAUUUAAAAAGAAAGAAAAUAAGCUCCGAAAGAGAUUAGCUGAAAAGGGAAUAGAUUAUACAUUUCCUAAAUUAGUUUUACGGAACAGAAGAAAAAAGGUUGCAGGGACUACUCUUGAGAAGUCUGUUGAUAAUGAGGAUUUACCCAAGAGGGAAAAAAUGAAUGUUUCAGAUGCUGUCUUUAAUUCUGUGGACAGCCAGGGCUCCACAUCCAUUUGUUCACCAACAUUUUUAGAGAGGCGGAAAGCUCAAGCAACUGAAAUGAAUGAUAAUGAAGUAGAUAAUGAAAUUGUACUUAAACUACCACCAAUUGUUAACAAGAAAGUAACACCAUUGACUCAGACUCCACCAAGUUCAAGAAGAAAAAAGGCAAAGAACAAUAAAGGAUUAUCCUGAAUAUGGCAUCUGCCCAGGGAACUUGGGUUUUGUUAUUAGAACCUAUUCUUGUAUAUGAGUAGUUAUGAGUAGUUCUUCUUAACCAUUUGUUAAUUGUUAGUUUUGUGGGGGAAAUCUUUUGUAAAAUUCUUCCAUUUACCAAUAUAGAUAAUGCUAACUGACUACUUUUGCUUUAAUGAUAUUUGAAAAAAUUAUUUUACUUUUAUGAAAAGAAGUAAAACUGCUUUUGUAUUUGCUCAUUCUUUAGCAUGAUAAAACAAGGUAAACGUUUUCAAGUUUUGCUAAAUGUAGAAAGGUAAUACUCAGAUUUAGAGGAAGAAACAGCAUCACCAGUAUGAGUACGUAAGGGGAAAAUUUUUAACCUGCUGUUGCCCAAAAGUGUUAAUGUAUGCUACCUCUUCAGUUGCUGUAUUGUGUAUUGUGCUGCUUGCUAGUUAUGCAAAUACUGUACUUUCCACUUCUGUUACUUUUGUUUUGCCCACAGUCCCAUAAGUGAACCCUGUUAACAAAGUACUUUACUAAGACCACAUUGGUUUUUGGGAUCAGCUUGUACCGUGCUCUUUGUCUAACAUACUAACAUAAAAGUAUUCAUAUCA
This is a messenger RNA of Phascolarctos cinereus (koala), 1653 nucleotides long. It is a transcript of the gene NIFK, whose product is annotated as nucleolar protein interacting with the FHA domain of MKI67. Lineage: Eukaryota; Metazoa; Chordata; Mammalia; Diprotodontia; Phascolarctidae. Gene Ontology annotation, molecular function: RNA binding. The record is from RefSeq and is a predicted model, not a curated record.